Messenger RNA from Impatiens glandulifera, 1544 nucleotides. Its product is annotated as lysophospholipid acyltransferase LPEAT1-like. The record is from RefSeq and is a predicted model, not a curated record. Gene Ontology annotation, cellular component: endoplasmic reticulum. The transcript is spliced from 8 exons. Gene Ontology annotation, molecular function: lysophosphatidylethanolamine acyltransferase activity. Lineage: Eukaryota; Viridiplantae; Streptophyta; Magnoliopsida; Ericales; Balsaminaceae. Gene Ontology annotation, biological process: phospholipid metabolic process. The coding region runs from base 60 to 1349 and encodes 429 amino acids.
UUCGCGGGGAAGUUAUUCGCAAGCAACCAACAAUGGCGACUCUUGGUCUAUAGAUCCAUAUGGAAUCAAAUUCUUCUCAAAGAUCUCUUCAUCCCACCAACAAUGGCAACUCAAUAGAAUCCUACUUUCUCUCUUUCUCUUUCUCUCUACAUAAAAUGGAGAAGAAGGAGCAAAACGACCUUAAUCCUCCAUCAAAUCCUCAACCGCCACCACACGAUCAAGAAGAAGACGACGACCGUCCUCUCCUCAAACCUGACCGUAACAAUUCCGAUCAUUCAUCUCCUUCACCUCCGUCCGAGACUAUUGAAGAGCUGGAAAAGAAGUAUGGAGCGUUUACACGAAACGAUGUCUACGGAACAAUGGGACGCGGCGAGUUACGGCUGGUGGAAAAGGUCAUUACCGGCGUCGCACUCGUUACGCUUGUGCCUCUCCGCGUGGUUUCAUCGAUCGCGUUUUUGGUUUUCUAUUAUUUGAUUUGCUGUGUUUGUACGUUGUUUUCGACUCCGAAUCGGAAUGAUGAUCAGGAAGAUUAUGCACAUAUAGGUGGAUGGAGGAGAUUUGUGGUCGUAAAAGCAGGUAGUUUUCUCGCUAGAGUUGUGCUUUUCAUUAUGGGAUUUUAUUGGAUUAAAGAAAUACGUCGUGAUGAAGAUGUUGAUGGAGGAUUAACAUGUCAGGGAGAAUGUAAAGAUCAAACUGAUGAUUCUGGAGGAAGACAGGGAGUUAUCAUAUCGAAUCAUGUGUCAUAUCUUGAUAUACUUUACACCACGUCUUGUUUCUUCCCAAGUUUUGUAGCUAAGAAAUCAGUGGCUAAACUUCCCUUGGUUGGUCUCAUCUGCAAGUGCCUUGGUUGUGUAUUUGUUCAGCGGGAAUCAAAGUCGUCGAAUGUUAAGGGUGUUUCUGGGGUUGUCAAUGAAAGAAUUCGAGAAGCUCAUGAGAAUGAGGACGCUCCGUUAAUUUUGUUGUUUCCAGAGGGUACAACUACAAAUGGAAACUACCUUCUUCCAUUUAAGACUGGUGCAUUCAUUGCCAAAGCUCCUGUUCGUCCUCUGAUUUUAAGAUAUCCUUAUCAGAGAUUUAGUCCUUCGUGGGAAUCCAUAUCAGGGGUGAGGCAUAUACUAAUUCUUCUAUGUCAGUUUGUAAACUACCUUGAAGUUAUAAGGUUACCUGUAUACCAUCCUUCACAACAGGAAAAGGAUGAUCCAAAACUUUAUGCAGAGAAUGUUAGAAGGAUGAUGGCUCGUGAGGGUAACAUGUCACUAUCUGAUAUAGGUUUGGCAGAGAAAAGAAUAUAUCAUGCUGCUCUCAAUGGUAUGCCUCCUAGUGUUGUUAUGCAUCACAAAGACGAUUGAUUUUUGUUUUUGUUUUUUUGGUGUUUUCUCGUCAUCUGAUUCUUCUGUCAAAUAAGAUAGACAACUAACUCCAAACAAUUUAGUCGAUUUAUUUAUGUUUCCAAGAUUGUAGUAGUAGUUGUUUUGUCUCUGAAACAAAACAAAACAAAACAGUUGUAAUGUUUCAUUGAAGAAAAGUUUUCCCAAGCUCAUCAU